AUGUCAUUCAAUAAUCCAUUUGACGACGAUCUAGAAAGAGUAGCAACAAAUCAUUCACAUAAGUAUAAGGAUUAUCCUGAGUUUGAGACACUUUCAACUAGCAUUGAGAAUCAAUUACAUCAUAUCAAUUCAAAACAAUUAGGAGAGAUCAAAAGACUAUUAUCCGACUUUGAAAAUGAUCCCAUUAAUCAAAAGGGGUCUGAAAAUUUGAGUCAACUCUUUCAAAAUAUCACUGAGUCAUAUAAAAAAUUGAAUGAAUUUGUCAAGCAAUUAAAUUCAAGUAUCAAAGCAGUUGAAAAUGAUCAUGAAGAUGUUGAAAUUAUUAAUUAUCUCAAACAAAAAGAAAAUAUACAAAUCAAGUUGAUAAAAGAUAGUUUGGCGAAUUUUAAAAAUUAUCAAAGAAGAUUUGAGUCAAAACAAGCAAGUCAGUUACCCCCGUUAUCAUCUGCUGAAGGGGAGGCAAUCAAUACAGAUCAAGAUCAAAGUCAAAGUCAACAACAUCAACAACAGAUUCAAAUAGAAUACGAACCAAUAAAUGCAGAAGAAUUAGAACAACAAACAUUACUAAUACAAGAAAGAGAAAGAGAAAUACAUCAGAUACAACAAGAUACUCAAGAAAUCAAUAAUAUUUUUUCGAAUUUAUCAUCAAUUAUUAAUGAACAACAAUUUAAGGUUGAUAAUAUUGAAAAUAACAUUUUUUCAUAUGAUUCGAAUGUAAGACAAGCCUCAAAUGAAUUGAACAGAGCUCAACGAUAUCAAAAAAGAUCUAAUGGUAGAUUAUUUUGUUGUUUAAUGAUACUAAUUGGAGUUCUGGCUUUUAUUAUACUAAUACAAUUAAUAUUUUGA
Lodderomyces pseudojiufengensis is the source of this 846-nucleotide messenger RNA. RefSeq names its product SNAP receptor (gene PEP12). The record is from RefSeq and is a predicted model, not a curated record. The transcript has a single exon. Bases 1 to 846 code for a protein of 281 amino acids. Gene Ontology annotation, molecular function: SNAP receptor activity; SNARE binding. Gene Ontology annotation, cellular component: membrane; endomembrane system; SNARE complex. Gene Ontology annotation, biological process: vesicle fusion; intracellular protein transport; Golgi to vacuole transport. Lineage: Eukaryota; Fungi; Ascomycota; Pichiomycetes; Serinales; Debaryomycetaceae.